GAGACAGGAAGUGGGAUGCAGGACUAGCGCCGGAGCCUGACAUGUGGAAAUCCGCCGCUGGGCACUCUCUCUCCAUCUCCACUGAUGAGACAGACGACUGGGAGACUGAUCCAGAUUUUGUGAAUGAUAUAAAUGAGAAAGAACAGAGAUGGGGAGCGAAAACUGUGGAGGGGUCUGGACAUCAAGAACACAUCAAUAUCCAUCAGUUGCGGGAUAAUGUGUCUCAUGAACAUCAGGAAAUAAAGGAGAAGGAGUUAGAGACCGGGCCUAAAGCGUCUCAUGGCUACGGAGGGAAGUUCGGUGUGGAGAAGGAUCGCAUGGAUAGGUCGGCUGUCGGCCAUGAAUAUCAGACCAAGCUCUCCAAACACUGCUCACAGCUGGAUUCCACAAAGGGCUUUGGAGGAAAGUUUGGGGUUCAGACCGACAGAGUGGAUCAGUCUGCUGUGAACUUUGAAUACAAGGGGAAGACAGAAAAACAUGCAUCCCAGAAAGAUUAUGCCACUGGCUUUGGGGGCAAAUAUGGAGUCCAGGCUGAUCGAGUGGAUAAAAGUGCCCUUGGCUUUGACUACAAGAGUAAGACUGAAAAGCACGAGUCCCAGAAAGAUUAUACCACUGGCUUUGGAGGGAAGUUUGGUGUACAGGCCGACCGUGUGGACAAGAGUGCAGUCGGAUAUGAUUACCAGGGGAAAACUGAGAAACAUGAGUCGCAGAAAGAUUAUUCAAAAGGUUUCGGUGGUAAAUAUGGCGUUGACAAAGAGAACGUGGACAAGAGCGCUGUUGGGUUUGACUACCAAGGAAAAACAGAGAAGCACGAAUCACAGAAAGACUAUGUGAAAGGGUUUGGAGGCAAGUUUGGUGUGCAGACAGACAGACAGGACAAGUGUGCUCUUGGCUGGGACCAUCAGGAAAAGCUUCAGCUGCACGAGUCCCAAAAAGAUUACUCCCAGGGAUUUGGUGGAAAGUACGGCGUGCAGAAGGAUCGUAUGGAUAAGGCUGCAGCAUCCUUUGAAGAUGUAGAGAAAGUGUCUUCAUCCUACCAGAAGACCCGGCCGGUAGAAGUUGAAGGAAGCAAAGCCAGCAGCAUCAGAGCAAACUUCGAAAACCUGGCCAAAGAUAAAGAGCAGGAGGACCGGAAAAAGGCAGAGGCCGAGCGAGCACAGAGAUCGGAGCGUGAGAGGCGUGAGCAGGAGCAGGCCCGGAGGGAGCAGGAGCAAGAGCAGGCCCGGAGGGAGCAAGAGCAGGCCCGGAGGGAGCAGGAGCAAGAGCAGGCCCGGAGGAAGCAGGAGGAGGAGGAAAAUGCUAAGCCUCCCACCCCUCCCGCGUCUCCUAAAGCCUCUGUCAAAGUACCAGAGAGUCCAAUCUACGAGGAUGCCUCCCCCGUGUACGAGCGUGAGCCGCAUAGAGCACCCCCUGUGUCUGAACCUGUGUACGCCGAGGAGUCGGACUACCAAGAUGCCGAGGGGCACAAGGAGGCGGAGCCAGAGGCAGUGUAUGAGUCGACAGAUUACCAGGACGUGGAUAAUACGUACGAUGAAUACAACGAAGACCUCGGCAUCACCGCCAUCGCUCUGUACGACUAUCAGGCUGCCGGUGAUGAUGAAAUUUCCUUCGACCCUGAUGACAUCAUCACAAACAUCGAGAUGAUCGACGAGGGCUGGUGGAGGGGUCUCUGCAAGGAACGCUACGGCCUCUUCCCGGCCAAUUACGUGGAGCGUCCUCAGUAAGGCGCCUGCCGGCGCUCUCAUCGUUAGCCAAGGGGGGGAGGGGCCUACAACACAGCACCCUAUUGUUUUUUUUUCUAUUUUGGCUGCCUUGGGUAACCAGCGGCACUCGGGCCCCCUCGGCUGCUUUGCAGGCUCCUCCCCCUGCGCUGAGUGUUGCCAUGACUACGCUGGAUCCUUACACUACAAAUCAUGAGUUUCUGGAGAGGGUUUAGAUUUUUUUUUUUUAAAUAGAAUGUUUUUGGGGUUUUUUUCCUCUGGCUUUUAUCGAGCAGUUUACUCUGUGGGCAAACGGUUCUUUUAAUGACUAUUAACCCAUUCGCUGCCAGAUGUGCCUCCGCUUCCUGGGACAAAUCUCUUUACAUCUCGUGCUCUUUUUAAGCGCCAGCGUUUUGGUUCCUCAUCUCGUCAGCGCCCGACUGAGGCUCCUCUUUCUUUCCGUCUCAUUCAUUGUAAUCAGUGGCUGAUUGUCACCCCCCAUUAUUGUUACCCCCAGAUACAGAACAUUCUGCAGGGGAGCCGUCUAAUUGGAUGAUCAAGGAGGGACCCCUUAUGAACCCCAAAUCCCCUUCUUUAUUUCUGCUCUUUGCUUGCCCUUUAGAGUGACCAAUCUCGCAUUGUGCAUCAUUGCCGACAAAGAGACGCACUGUGCGUUCCGCCAUUUUUUUUUUAGCAAAUAGAAUCCUUCUACCGGAUCAGACUGUGAUUGGCCAAUGCGUAUUCGUGGCCCCUAUUCGUGGCUCCUUCUCUCAAACAGGGACCCAUCAGUAUUAUCAGCGCAACAUAUUGUGCUCCUGCUGAGCUUAUUAUUUGACAACCCCCAGCAUCCUCCUAUCAGGCUACAGGGAGUUGUCGUCCUUGAACAACUGGCGUUCUAUUUUAUCAAAGUCAAAUUCAUCCCAAUCAUUUUCACUUCCUAAACUGUUAAUACGACUGUGAAACAACAGCGCCACCUGCUGGUCAUUUCAGCCUAUCGGCUGCUGCUUCACAUUCAUUGGCUGCAGAUUUUGGACCAAUAUUUAGGCCGAUAUAAACUGGUGCAGGAGAGGAGAGUGUGAGCCAAGUAGGGGGAUUUCCUUCCAGCUUUUUUUUUUUUUUCAGGGAGGGGGUGAAAUACAUAAACAUGGGUGGGUUUUUUUUAUUCUUAGUUCCUUUUAUCUGGUUUUGCAUACAGCACUUCAUGUAUCAUUUUGUAAAUGAUGCUUCAAUAAAGUUGUUUUUUUCCAA
Xenopus laevis (African clawed frog) is the source of this 2948-nucleotide messenger RNA. It is a transcript of the gene cttn.L, whose product is annotated as cortactin L homeolog. Gene Ontology annotation, cellular component: ruffle; dendrite; endoplasmic reticulum. NCBI's taxonomy places the organism in Eukaryota, Metazoa, Chordata, Amphibia, Anura, Pipidae. The record is from RefSeq and is marked provisional. Gene Ontology annotation, biological process: cell migration; regulation of actin filament polymerization. Gene Ontology annotation, molecular function: actin binding; actin filament binding.